Messenger RNA from Plasmodium relictum, 1293 nucleotides. RefSeq names its product conserved Plasmodium protein, unknown function. The coding region runs from base 1 to 1293 and encodes 430 amino acids. The record is from RefSeq and is a predicted model, not a curated record. The transcript has a single exon. NCBI's taxonomy places the organism in Eukaryota, Apicomplexa, Aconoidasida, Haemosporida, Plasmodiidae.
AUGCAAAAGUCACAUAAUAUAAAGAACAUUAACAUAAGAAUGAAGUAUGGUCAUUUUUUUUACUUCUUCAGAAGAAUUGUAAGAUUUAAAAAACUAAAAAAAAGGUAUGUUAAACAAUAUAAAAAAGAAAGGAAAUUAGUUCAAAAAAUUAAUAAAAAAAAGUUUAAUAAAAAAGAAAAAAUAAAUAAAUUAUAUGGUAUUAUAAAAAAGGAUACAGGAAAGAAUAAAAAAAAGGGAAAAAUUAAUAAAAGACUUAAUGACAAAGUUAAUAUUAAAAAAAAAAAAAAAACAGAUAAUAAAACAGAAUCCAAUAAUUUACUAAAUAAUGAAAAAACAAAAAAAGUAAUUAAAAUUAUAGGAAAAAACAAGAAAAAAAAAAAAAAUGAUAAAAGUUUUACUCAAAAAAAGUUAGAGAAUAUAAAUCAUUACAAAAAAAAAAAAAUAAUUAAAAAAAAACAUAAAAUUAAAGUUGGCAAUAAGGAAAAUAAAGCGGAAAUAUCAAUAUUUAAAGAAAAUAAUCAAGUUAUACAUAUAGAAAAGAUUAAAAAUGAUUGCAACUAUAAUACUUCAAUCAAUGAAAAAUCCCAUGAUAUACUAAACGAGAUAUUUAGAAUACAAUAUUCAACUAAUCCAUUUAAAAAUAAUUCAAUGCUAAACUAUGCAAAUAAAAAUAAUGCAAUAGAAAAAUCUGAUAAUAAAAAUAAUAUAACGGAGCUAUAUUAUAAUAAAAAUAAUGUAAAAGAACUACAUGACAAUGAUAGUAAAUUAAUACAGAAAUUCUAUUCCAAAAAUAAAACAACAGAUAACAAUUUUAGUAAAGAGAUGUUUAAAUAUUUUGUUUCUAGAUGUAUCGAUUUAAAAAAUUAUAUUGUCAAAUACAAUUCAAGUUUUAAAAAUAUUUUUAAUAAUUUAUUUAAUGAAUAUAUGUUUCUAAAAAAGUAUAUAAAUAGUAAUCAUAACGCUUACCAUAAGUUAACUUUUUUUUUCAGUUGUAAACAUUAUUUAAAAAAGUUCAAUUAUUUUUUGUCUAUGUUUUACGAUGUUAUAAAAGAGAAUGACGAAGAUUUAAUGGUAGACUUAUAUAAAGAGGUAAAAAUCAAUAGAAGAUUAUUGUACUAUAUAGGAAGAAUAUUAUCAAAUUAUUUAACAUGUAUAGCUUAUAAAAAAAUGGUAUAUAUAAUUAUCAUUUGUAUUUCAAGAGUUCAUACAGUUUUAAAUUGCCUUCUUAUAUCAGAACCUUUUAAAAGUAUUAUACCUGAAUUAUUAGAUAUAAUUAAUCAUAUUAAAAUAUAA